Messenger RNA from Funneliformis geosporum, 456 nucleotides. Lineage: Eukaryota; Fungi; Glomeromycota; Glomeromycetes; Glomerales; Glomeraceae. The record is from the annotation of a GenBank genome assembly.
AACGCUAUGGUUAACCAAUCUACUGCUAGCGAUGAAUAUCGAUUAUUGAUAUCAAGAUUUAGGAAUGUCGUGAAAGUAUUCGCACAAAUGUAUUCUUUAAUGAACAGACAGAUUGGAGAGGCAAUCAUGAGAGCAGAUGAAGAUAGUACAGCUUUUGUCAGUUUAUCAGCUGCCUCAUUUGCUGAGUCGCCUAAAUAUAGUGAUAUAAGUGAUAGUAGCUUAUAUCUGUUAAAUUGCGAUAUCACUGUACUAAAGUCUGUGUAUAUUUUGAUUUGGCAAUUUGGUGGCGAAACUAAAAUUGCUGUGAAAACUGCUGCUAAUUCAGCUGUAGAAGGCGAGGAAAAUAAUGCUGCUAAUGCAGAAGAAUAUGAUAAUAAUAGUGUUGAAGUAGAAGAACUAAAAUUUGAUCUAAGUUCUAAGAGGUAUAGCGCUGUUUCUGUGGAGGCCCAAAUAUAA